AAAAUAAUAAAAGCUUAUACUACUACUCUUCAUUGCACAGUAUACAAUAGAUACAGUCUGUGUUAAGCUCAUCUCAAUUAAGUUCUAAUACUCAUUAUUUGAAUCACGGAACCGAAGUUUGCCACUUAACGUGAAAAAAUAUUGUGAUCAUUAAUAGUCAAGCAGUGAGAGUAUUAAAAAAAAUGAUAACAAAAUGUUCAAAGCUGUUUUUCACAAAGUUUGUUUUGGCAUCUCCUCUUUUAUGUAUUUUUUUUACAGAAAGUGUUGCUAGUAGUGUCACUAACCAAGAUAUUCAAACAUUCACUGAAAAAAUUCUGAAUGAGGAUAAUAGCGGGCUUUCAGAUCUGGUAAGAUACAACAGACAAGGAAAGGCACAGUCUACACGAGAUUCAGCAAGUCAACCACUUCUAAAUGUUGAUGGAAGAGCCUUAGAGAAUCCUACAGUUAAAGCCUUGAUGGCAUUAUUUGAUAAUUACGAUCCAGAUGUAACUCAUCCAGAGGUUGUUACCCAUAUCGAGAAAUUAGAAGAAUCUGCAUUUAUCAAUGCUGUGAUGAAAACUAAAGUGAUGCAGUCGACCUACGAGUUUUUAACGGAAAAAGGACUGUUUAGAGGCGACCAAGAGUCAUUCAAACAUUGGUUGGCACAAAUUUGGUUCUCUCUGUACUCUAGAGGUUUUAGAGAAAGGGGUUCAUCAGCCUUCGAGCACGUCUUUUUGGGAGAGAUCAAAAAUCAUCAAGUCUCGGGACUUCACAAUUGGAUUUAUUUCAAUAAUCAGGAGAAAAGUGGGACAUUAAAUUAUAUGGGAUGGAAACAUUACUUGGAUUUCGGAAAGGGAAGUCUGGUGAAAGUACAUUUCACAUGGAAUGAUGUUGACAAGCCAGUUAGUAGCUUAUUUGUAGGUACUAGUCCCGAAUUAGAACUCGCACUUUACAGUGUAUGUUAUCUAGCUAGGCCUGGAAAUGCAUGCCAGAUAAGUCUCAAUAGGAAACCAUUAGUCAUAAUAUCACACACAUUUCAGGGACCGAAUUCUCAAAAAUUAAUUGGUAGUAUUUAUCCUGAAGUAUUAAGACGUAAUUCGUAUUGAUAUUAUCUGUUUAGGACUGAAAAUGUUGAAUAUUAAUGUUUGUAAUAUAGAUCGAAUAUUAUUUAUCAUCAACACACAACACAUUGGAAGAAAUAGCCUAAUUUGUAUUUUAUUUGUAAUAAAUUUGAAUUAUUGAUGAAAAAAACGUGUUACAUACAUACACUUGGUAAUGGAUAAUUAUACUUCAAUUAUUUCGAUUCAAAUUCGUAUUGCACAGGAAAAAGAG
Messenger RNA from Nilaparvata lugens (brown planthopper), 1311 nucleotides. RefSeq names its product poly(U)-specific endoribonuclease homolog. Gene Ontology annotation, molecular function: RNA endonuclease activity. The record is from RefSeq and is a predicted model, not a curated record. Lineage: Eukaryota; Metazoa; Arthropoda; Insecta; Hemiptera; Delphacidae. Bases 183 to 1085 code for a protein of 300 amino acids. The transcript has 5 exons.